Messenger RNA from Ostrinia nubilalis (European corn borer), 1716 nucleotides. RefSeq names its product trichohyalin-like. The record is from RefSeq and is a predicted model, not a curated record. The transcript is spliced from 10 exons. Bases 1 to 1716 code for a protein of 571 amino acids. Lineage: Eukaryota; Metazoa; Arthropoda; Insecta; Lepidoptera; Crambidae.
AUGGAAGUCUUGGAGAGGAACCGCAUCUGGUCGGACAUGCAGCGCUCUCGCCAGGAGAACGAGCAGCGCCGCCGGGAGCAGGCCGCCCGGGACAACAUGGACGACCGCCUCAUUGACGUCUUACUACGUUCCCGGGCCAGGGUCGAGCAGAAGCGGAAGCAGACGGAGAAGGACGGAGACGAAGGAAGACUUGGAGAGGAAUCGCAUCUGGUCGGACAUGCAGCGCUCGCUGUAGGAGAGCAAGCGAUCAGGGAGAAUAGGGACAACUGCCUCAUUGACGUCUUGCUACGCUCCCGGAAGAGGAAGCAGACUGAGAAGGAUCGCGGUAUCUGGUCGGACAUGCAGCGCUCUUGCCAGGAGAACGAGCAGCGCCGCCGGGAGCCAGCGGCCCGGGAUAACGUGGACGACCGCCUCAUCGACGUCUUACUACGUUCCCGGGCCAGGGUCGAGCAAAAGUGGAAGCAGACUGAGAAGGACACAGAGACGAAGGAAGACUUAGAGAGGAACCGCAUCUGGUCGGACAUGCAGCGAUCUCGCCAGGAGAACGAGCAGCGCCGCUGGGAGCAAGCGGCCCGGGACAACAUGGACGACCGCCUCAUUGACGUCUUACUACGCUCCCGGGCCAGGGUCGAGCAGAAGCGGAAGCAGACGGAGAAGGAUGUAAAAGAAGAGAAGUUGCGUGUUCUCGAGAAGAUAAGCCAGAAGCUGGAGUCGGGCGACGCGGCGCGCGAAGCCAAGGACCUGGCCAUCCUCAACAAGGCCAUCAAGGAGAAGGAGGCCAUUGCGGAAGCGCGUCGCGCGGCGGACGAGCGCAAACAGCAAGCGUUCCGCGACGAGCGCGUGGCGCAGCGCCAGCGUUUCCUACGCGACGAGGCGCAGCGCCUCAAGGACUUCAACACCAUGCGCCAGUGGGAGAUCAUGAACAGAUUCAAGAAUGCGGAGUUGUACGAUGACUUCCAGGAAAACCUACGCAAAGAGAAGGAACGCAAGAUACAGGAGUAUAGGGCGGAUAUAUUGCGGCUCUGGAAAGAGCGCGACGACCGCGAAGCGCGCGAGCGAGCGGAAACGCGCUAUUUCUACGGCGAAUUAGCUGAGAAGAAGCUGCGAGAUGCUGAUAACAAGCUGCUGACGCAUGCUGCGGCGCUGGUAGAGGAAGCAGAAGCGCACGACCGCCCGCCCUUGGCGCUGCACAGGGCCGUCGAUCGCUACUGCAAGCUAUACCGGCUAUACCCGAUGCCGGACCUGCCCUCGUCGAUGCAAGAGCACUUCAAGCGGUACGCGCCGUGGGACGGCUCGCGGCCCGACGCCGGGUAUCAAGCGCCCGCGCCGCCGCCGCCCGACCGCGGGCCUGACGCGCCCGAUGAGGACGAGACCGAGGGGACGGCAGGGAUUGACAAGGAGCCAGCGCCGGGCAGGAGGGAUGGACUACAACAACGGUACGCGCCGUGGGACGGCUCGCGGCCCGACGCCGGGUAUCAAGCGCCCGCGCCGCCGCCGCCCGACCGCGGGCCUGACGCGCCCGAUGAGGACGAGACCGAGGGGACGGCAGGGACUGACAAGGAGCCAGCGCCGGGCAGGAGGGAUGGACUACAACAAGUGAGUCUCAUUUGGCAAAUAAACUACAUCAGUAUCUGUGUGAAACGCUGCUGCCCGAUGAAGAAGAGACUGACGCGACCUAUAAGGAGCCAGCAUUGUCGGAGGGAUGGCCUACAGUAG